UCUCCUCGUUGCUGUUCCUAGCUUGGGAAACAUUUUCUACCAUGGCCUCCAGAACUGGGAAGACUCGGUCUGAUAUUUCAGUCAUGAAAACUUCAGACGAUGGCACUUUCAAAUGCGCUCCCUUGUCUUUCCGAAAUGUUAUCGAAAAAGUAUAUAUUGAGCAACAUCGUGCAGAUCGCUACCAUUCCUAUGCAUGUCCCUGGCAACCCGAACCUUGAUCG
Messenger RNA from Desarmillaria tabescens, 221 nucleotides. RefSeq lists its product as uncharacterized. The transcript has 3 exons. The record is from RefSeq and is a predicted model, not a curated record. The coding region runs from base 42 to 218 and encodes 58 amino acids. Lineage: Eukaryota; Fungi; Basidiomycota; Agaricomycetes; Agaricales; Physalacriaceae.